Molecule: messenger RNA, 339 nt
Organism: Spirometra erinaceieuropaei
Lineage: Eukaryota; Metazoa; Platyhelminthes; Cestoda; Diphyllobothriidea; Diphyllobothriidae
Source: the annotation of a GenBank genome assembly
AUGUCCUCCUUGGCGACAGGAACCCGUGGCGACAUCCCCAUAGACGAAUCGUUUAGGCAGCCGCUCAUUAUCCAUUCGCACGAGGUGGCCGGUCAAACGCAGUUGCAGUUCUCUCAGCAUGCCGUCGAUUCUGUGGAAACCCGUCUGCUCUACUACGUCAGUGUCGGGGAUUCAGUCCUGCCACCGCAGCUUCAGUGUCCAUCGGAGACAGCUGAGGAGGAAAUGAUUGAGUCUCUGCGCCUGCAUCAUGCACACGUCCAAGUCUCUGCUCCAAACAGCAAUGUCGGGAAGAUGACGGCCAUAUACAUCUUCAGUUUCGGGCUGAGCGGAAGACCGUGA